GCGCCAACAUUCUCGACAUAGUGUACACGGUCAGGGUACACUCAUUGCCAGCCCACGUCUUCAUUGAAACAGACAAGUCUGCUCAUCCCCAACUGAACAGUAUUCCUCCGCCGAGUGCUUGUGUUUCCCAUAAGAGGUCAAUGCGCCGGGAAGGUGUCGUCUGCUGCUCGUUGCUUCCGCUUUGCCGUGUUACCAACUAUCUCCGUUAGGACCAGGUUCAGCUUUGGACACUUGGAGACGCAUUCCUAUAAGCCAUGACAAAGAUCACGAUACUCGUCUGUGGAGCCGGAAGUCCGGCUCACGUGAUAGCAGGUCUCGCAGCUUCACGCGAGAAUAUAGAAUCGAGAGUGCUGUCCCUUUUCGAAGAUGAAGCCGAGAGGUUUAGUAACGCUCUGAAGGAAGGGGACUUGAAUCUUUCAAUCAACGAAGGGGAGGAUGAACCAAGAAUCGUCAAAUCCAAGCCGAGAAUUGUCACGAAGGAUCCAGCCAGGGCUGUGAAAGGUGCCAACUUCGUCAUCUUGACCGUGUCGCCAGGGGAACAAGAGGAAUACCUACAGGCCAUAGCACCUCAUCUGGAAAAUGAUACAACUAUCGUUGGAUUCCCAGGCCAUGCUGGCUUUGAGUUCCUAUGCUUUGGCACACUGAAGACCAAAGCCAAGAGAUGUGCUGUUAUUAGUUUUGAAUCCAUGCCCUACGCUUCCCGGAUAAGAGAGUUUGGGAGGAAUGUUGCAAUUCUAGGUAUUAAUGAAAUCGUUCGGGGAACUAUGGUCAGAGGUAAAAGCAAGCUGCCUUAUGAUCCAUUCGGGGUUCUACAACAUGUUCUAGGAGAGUUCCCAGCACUUGAGAGGUAUGGCAACUACCUGGAACCGCUGCUAGCCACGAGCACUAUCGUUAACCCAGCCAUUAUGUUCGGGAAAUGGAGGGACUGGGAUGGAACUCCACUGGACUCAAAACCUAUGUUCUAUCAGGGAAUCACAGAACAGGAUGCCAAGUUCCUUACAGGCAUCAGCGAGGAAUGCGUAGAGAUAGCCCAAGCCAUCACCAAAAAGAACCCGAAGAUUGAACUCAAUUGGGUUAUUCCCCUUUACGACCUCUUCAUGGAAGAGUACAUGGAUAAUGUUGAAGACUCCAGCAACCUUCUAAGUUUGAUGAAAACGAAUUCUGCAUAUGAAAGUGUUUAUCAUCCAAUGACCAAAACAGAGGACGACAAAUUUGUUCCCGAUUUUACCUCCAGAUAUCUAACAGAAGACGUGCCAAGAGGACUGGCGAUCUCAAAGGGUAUUGGUCUUCUGGCCGGAGUGAAAACUGUUCUGCAUGACAAGGUUUUGGAAUGGUGCCAGGAGAAGAUGGGAAAGGAGUAUCUAGUUAGGAGGAACAUGAAGGGGAAAGACAUCGGAGAAACAAGAUGUCCUCAAAGGUUCGGGUUCGAGACCCUAGACGACCUUCUGAACAUUGUGUAAAACACAAAUCAUUUACAUGUACCAGUUAUUGAGAAUGUGAGGCUGUUUGGUUGAAUGCAUGCUUGUUCCGAAAAUAUUUUGAGAUGCGAAUAUGACAAGUUUCAUGAUAUAUAGAAGUGCUAUAAAUUUUAUCACAAUUCCUGGUUAGGAUUAUUGAUUAUGAUUAAAAUAGGAUUAUGCUUAUAUUUGGAAAUCAACCGAGUUUUGCUCAAAAGUUAUAAAUGGAUAUAUUUAUUUUGUGCAAAAUACAAAUAUAUUUAA
Haliotis rubra (blacklip abalone) is the source of this 1721-nucleotide messenger RNA. Its product is annotated as opine dehydrogenase-like. Lineage: Eukaryota; Metazoa; Mollusca; Gastropoda; Lepetellida; Haliotidae. The record is from RefSeq and is a predicted model, not a curated record. The transcript is spliced from 2 exons. The coding region runs from base 255 to 1460 and encodes 401 amino acids. Gene Ontology annotation, molecular function: oxidoreductase activity.